CUUACCUACCGACUACCUACGCAAAUAUUGAAAGUGAAAACUAACAAAUUUCUUUUACUAUUACUACUUAGGAUAUAUCAUAAUGAGUUUAUAACAAGAAAGAGUUUAAAAUAGUUAAAAUGUAGUCAAAAUCUAAUAAUUUCUAAUUUUAAAUAAAUCAAUGAAACGUAUUAUUUGGCCAAAAAUCACACAGAGUAUUUUUAUCAAAUAGUAAACACAAUAACAUUUGUAAUAAAUACGCGGUCGAUAGUAUUUGUGCAAUCAGUUUUUUAACGAACUUUUUUUUAGAACGUGAAAUUAUGGACAACAACGUAAAAAUGUUUUCAGUAUAAAAUCCAAACACCACGCAAACGUUCCACAUACAAUUGUCCGUCGUCUGUCUGCUUUCUUCAGGGCUGUUUAGAAAUGAACGCUUUAAUAAUAGCCGUGGCUGUGUUAGCCGCAUCAGUGACUCUUUUAGUCGUCGAGGCUACACCUGUUAACUCGUACAGAAAUCCAUCACCGUCAUGUGGCACCGUAGAACCGUCUUGUGGAACAGUCGAUCAGGACUCCAACGGAGGUUGCACCUGCAGUGGCUCGUGGCAGCCGCGUUGCUCCUGUCCAAAUCCACAAAACUGUCCUCAUCUGCGUCGCUACAAUCUGCGGCCUUGCAGUUGCAAACCACAACUACCGACGACAUACCAUCUCCCGUCUUGCAGUGCCCCCCCUGUAGCAACGACACCUAUCCCCUACCAGAUGGUCCAGUACUCCCCGUGCCCGACUUCGUCCUCCCCAGACCUCCCCUCCACGGACUCGCGCCCCUGCCUGAGCCCCAGCCUUGCGCCUGUAGCAGUUCCAGCCGGUCCACCGUCUUGCGCCGCUCAACAACUGCCCUGUCCGUUCUGCGCAUCUCAGCAGCAGCCGUCUUGCUCAUGUGGUGGAUCACCCUUAUCGGUUAACUGCCCUUCUGACUUCAAAGAUGAGGACGUGCCUUCACCAACCCCGUGUCUCGCGCCCCCGCAACUACCACUGCUGCCGAAAUAUAUUCCCAUCGCGCUGAGGCCACUGUCGUACAACAUCCACCGGCCAUCGGCUCCGUGACGUCCUGGAUUAGGGGUGUAUGGUGGCCCAGCCCCGUCGCUAUUCUCAUUAUUGGGCUGCGGUUCUCCGUCGCCUUACCAUUCCUAUAAUUACAAAUAAAAAAAUAUGAAGUAUAAUAUGAUGGCAAUG
Messenger RNA from Myzus persicae (green peach aphid), 1209 nucleotides. RefSeq names its product classical arabinogalactan protein 9-like. The record is from RefSeq and is a predicted model, not a curated record. The transcript has 2 exons. The coding region runs from base 406 to 1080 and encodes 224 amino acids. NCBI's taxonomy places the organism in Eukaryota, Metazoa, Arthropoda, Insecta, Hemiptera, Aphididae.